UGUACUUUGACAUGCAGCUUCAUCCAUGAGGCUGGUGGUCAGUCUUCCCUGUGCACCAAGUCCGGUGUGAGUCCUCUGCACGCAGCGCUGGAGGCUGGUCACUGGAACCUGGCGAGGCAAAUGCUCAAGAACAUGGGAGGUUGCCUCUAUGUAGGUGACUCUGGAGGUCGACUGCCCACAACUAUAAUGUCUUCACACCUCCGCCAGCAGCUAGAGCAGAAUAUUUAUAACAAGGAAAGGAUCCAGCUGGAGGAGCUACACUUUAAGAUGAAAGACAAAGUGGACAAGCAGCAGGUACAAGAGCUUCUCCGCGUUCAGAAGAACCUCUUUACCACUUACUGGGAGAAGAUAACUGGCGCCAGAGGGAACACAGCCACACCCCUAUGUCAAAAACCAUUCAACAACGCUCGGGUACUACUCACAGCGUCUCAAGGUGGAUUGCUGCAACUGAUCUACCUCCUGGUGAAGGUGGGAGGUGUGGGAGUUAAUACACAAGUGGAUCCUACUAAUGGCACGACUGCCAUUCACCAAGCUGCCUCUCAUGGCAAGUCUGGCAGCGUCCUCCUCCUUCUGAACCUUGGCGCUGACCCGCUGCACGAAGAUCUAUACAAGCAAACAGCUCCCCAUCUGGCAGCCAUGUUUGGCCACCAAAAGGCCUAUGAGCUGUUUAGAGAGUUCCUGAAACAACAGGAGCCUUCCUGUAGAGCUGGAACUACGCCAUCAGAUGUCAAAACUAACUUCUCAAACUACUUGAAGAUGUAUAAAAAAUGUGAGUCAAAUGAAGCACAAAUAGAGAACAACCCAAUAGAUGCCACAAUAAAUCUUCUCAAACGUACCAACAUAAGAAACUUGGUGAAAAAUGCACAUAAAGUGGCUGUUGAUUACACUACCGGUGAGGCACAAGAAGUAAAGGAAGUCAUAACGAAAGAGAUGAAGAAAAUUACAGACAAAGUUGCAGUUAUUGACAGUACGUACACUGGUACACUCACGCUGCUUGGGAGCACUGCAGACUCCACAAGGCUCUAUUGUCCUGAUGAGUAUGAUUUUAAUCUAACUCUCAAGAGCUUCUCUGAUGUCACUGUUAACAUUAUUAAACAAAGAAUGAAGGAUGUCUUGUUAAGCGGCCACAAGUUAAAGAUUGAAAUUGAAACAAAAAACCCAAGUCUUAAGGGUAAUAAAUUGAUGAGUAACCUGUACGAGCGAGUAAGAGAAACCCUUAAGAGCUAUGUACUGCAGGACGACAGACUGAGCCUUGUGCCACCUGGUGUGACCAGGACGCAGGUGGGCCUGGCACUGUCACUGGCUUGGCAAGGGAGUGAAUAUCCUUUGCUGUUGGUUGACAUUGACUUAGUUCCUGUACUAUCUGUAACUUGGCCUAAGGAGAUAAUGAGACCACCCCUCACACCCGACGACUCACAGAUGAUCCACAUCAGUAACACCGGAGAUGCAAAAUGGCGCGGCAGCUUCGCUGCGACUGAGGUGGAGGUGGUGAAGCGGUUGGAUCUUCAGGAACGCCAAGUGUUUCUCACCGGCAAGACUCUCCUUUCUUACAUGAAGGCUGAUUCCUGGAUGCCGAGAGAAGUGAAGAACCAAUUUUCUUGGUGGGACUCUCGCUACUGGAAUAUCCCUAUUCCUGCAGGAUUCUGUUUCAAGAAUUCCUUCUUGAUGCUGCUCCAAGAAAAACGAAAGAAGAGAAUCCAGUGGAAGGAAGAGAAUACAAUGACACACGUCAUGGAAGUAUUUGAAGUUAUGUGUCUGAAGACAGAUGAUACUAAACAUAUUGUGCCGGGUAAAGUUCACGCUUACUUCGGUGGAGACUAUGAGAAGCCAAAGGUGGGUGAAGGAGCUCCACAUAUAAUUGAAUUUAUCAAGAAAAUUCUCACAAAACUUCAAAAGCCUAAAGUUGGUUAUCUGGGAUUUAAACAAGGUUUCCUCAACUGAUAGAUCACCAUCUGUGAGGAUAGAGUUGUCACUGGAAUUCAUAUAAAAGUUUUAUCCCAAAGGAAGCAGUGAGUCCUUUACCAAAUAUUGUUUUGUGUGUGAGGUCAGUUAAUAUGUCAAUAAAGCUGCUCUUUUUCGUUUA
Molecule: messenger RNA, 2083 nt
Organism: Homarus americanus (American lobster)
Lineage: Eukaryota; Metazoa; Arthropoda; Malacostraca; Decapoda; Nephropidae
Product: poly [ADP-ribose] polymerase tankyrase-1-like
Molecular function (GO): protein binding
Source: RefSeq, a predicted model, not a curated record